Messenger RNA from Empidonax traillii (willow flycatcher), 2962 nucleotides. RefSeq names its product RAB44, member RAS oncogene family (gene RAB44). Gene Ontology annotation, molecular function: calcium ion binding; GTPase activity; GTP binding. The transcript has 16 exons. The coding region runs from base 1 to 2574 and encodes 857 amino acids. The record is from RefSeq and is a predicted model, not a curated record. Lineage: Eukaryota; Metazoa; Chordata; Aves; Passeriformes; Tyrannidae.
AUGUCCGAGCGCCGGGCGGGCACCAAGGGCCGGCGUUUGGGCUCCAGCCGGCGCAGGCAGAUCCGUGAGGGCUCCAGUGAGGUACCAGAACCAGCACCUGGCCCGGGUGAGGAACAGCCAUGGCCAUCUGAAAUAGUGCAGAGGGUGCAGGACUUCCUCAGGGAGCGGGACAAGGACCAGGCAGGGUUCGUCACCCGCUCAGACAUGCAGAAAUUCCAGGAGGAGGGUUUUCCCUGCAGCACAGAGGAGCUGGAGCUGAUCUUUGACGGGCUGGAUGCCGCCGGCACCGGGAGGUUGAGCAGCGAGGAGUUCACUGCCGGGCUCCGGCAGUUCCUGAGCUCCCAAAAAGCUGCCAGGGAGCACCGGCGGCGGAAAACGGCGUCGCGGAGGGUCCGCUUGGUCCUCCCCAGCCCGGCCUUGGAAGGGGUGGACAGCGAGGACAGGAGACACUUUGCUGCCUUUAUGGACCAGCUGGGCACUGACAACAUCUCUGAAGAGCAGGAGAUCUGGCAGCUCUGGGUGAAGCUCCGGCAGGACGAGCCCCAGCUCCUGGGCAACCUGGAGGAAUUCCUGGCCAAGAUGAGGCACCGCAUCCAAGAAGCCAGGAGGGAGAAGGAGGCUUUGGAGGUGACUCUGAACAAGCGUGUGGCUGAGCACGACAAGGAGGUGCAGCAGCUCUGCGAGGUCCUGGAGCAGCAGAUCCAGCAGGAGCAGCAGCGGCUGGAGCAGACGAGCGUGGCCCGGAGCCACCAGCAGGACGCGGAGCUGCGGCGGGUGCUGGAUGCCAGCGAGAGGGAGGUGCAGCGCUUGGUCACGGCGCAGAUGGAGCUGGAGCGGCGGUGCCGCAGCCUCCGCAGCGCCCAGCAAAUCACCAGCACGGAAAACCGGGAGCUGGAGGAGAGCAACAGGAUGCUGGAGGAUCACCUGCAGCACCUCCACCGGCAGCUCAAGCAGACCCAGGGGCACCUGAGGACAAUGAGGGCUUGGGAGCACGUGGAGGAGCCAGGGGACAGAGCGAUGGCAGAGUUACCCGGCGAGAUGCCGAUGUCCCCACAGAUGAGUCCGGGGAAGAGUGAGAAGUUCCGCUCGGAGAUGCGGAUCAGGCUGGGUUCCCAGAGUGAUGAAAGCAAAGCCAAGAACACCCACCAAGUGGUUUGGGAAGUGCUGCCAGCAGAAAUAAGCAUUUCGGGAGCCCCGGCGGGAGCGAGCUCUGCAAAAGAGGAGCUCUUCCCAGAGAACCUCAAAGAGGAACACCUCUCUGACCAGAGCUCUUUGCUAAGAGAGAUGAAUGAUGCAAUAGCAGCUCUGAGCAAACAUCUGAAGGCACAGGCACCCGGUGCACCCCCUGCUCUGGCAGACACUGCCAGUCACCCCCGGGAUGAUGCUGAGCCCCAAACAGGACAGGAGGCAGCCACAGCCCAUGGAACAACCCCUGAGGUUCUGCAGGACACCCUCCCUGGCCACAUCAGCCAUGAGCUGUUUGAAGGAGACCUGAAAGAAGGACCAGCCACAGCUGAGUUUCGUGCUCUGGAUGUGACGCAGGCUGAUGUGUGGCGGGUUUGUGCUUCAGGACAGGCAGCCCAAAGCGAGCUCCAGGAGCAGGUGUCAGCACAGGGAUACCCCGUGAGGAUUCACGCUCCCGCCCAGCACCUGGAGGGGAAGACACCGUGUGUGAUGGAACCAGAGCAGGUGGCUGCAGGGCCUGCUGAGCCUCCAAAGCAAGAGGUGCCACCAGGGUCAACCCUUCACCUGAGGGUCCAGCCGCAGGAAGAUGUUGGGAAUGAUCAGCUGGGGGUGGUCCUUGCAGACCUGGGGGAGCUUCAAAGGCAGCUCUUGGGAGAACAGAGCGAAGACCUCGGUGUUGGUAAACGAGAGAAGCCGCAAGAGCUUGGUCAGAAAAUGAGCCAGGAGGGCGAGCCCAGCCCAGGGGAGCCAGAGGCUGUGGCUGCAGAGGGAGCAGGAGCUGCCCCAGAGGGUUGUCCUAAAGCUCCCCUGGACCCAGACCACCUGUACAACGUGCUGUUCGUCGGGGACUCCCACGUGGGCAAAACAUCGUUCCUGUACCGGUUACACGCCGACAGCUUCAACCCCAACCUCACUGCCACAGUGGGCCUGGAUUAUCGGAUCAAAAACCUGGUUGUGGACAACAAGCGCUUUGCCCUCCGCCUGUGGGACUCAGCUGGUCAGGAGAGGUACCACAGCAUGACCAAGCAGUUCUUCAGGAAGGCAGAUGGGGUCGUGCUCAUGUAUGACAUCACAUCCCAGUACUCCUUCUCCGACGUGAGGUACUGGCUCAGCUGCAUCCAGGAAGCAGCAGAGGAUGGAGUUGCUGUUCUGCUUCUUGGGAACAAAACCGACCGUGCUGCCGAGAGACAGGUCCCUGUGAAGGAGGGGGAAUGCCUGGCCAAGGAGCAUCAGCUCAUGUUCUACGAGUGCAGCGCUGCCUCGGGCCACAACGUCUUGGAGUCCAUGGUCAGCUUCGUCAGGUUGCUCAAAGAUCGUGAAGAUGAAUUAAAAAAUAAGGCAGAAGAAGUACCGAAGGCACCCCAGAAGAAAAAGUACUGCUGCUGGUGAUGGACAGACCAGCCCCCACCGUGAUUUGAAACCUCAGAGACGCCAUAAAAGCAUAAAAAUAUCCCUUGGACACCUUCUCUGCUCCCUGUGUGUUUUCCUUGCCUGAUAUUCCUUGGAUGCUGAGAGCAACAGGCGCUGGGGAGGAGCUCCUGCCAUGGUCCAGGACACAGCAGCCCUCCAAAAUACUUGUUGGGAAACUUUAUCACUUUCUCUUGGAGAUAAAAAAAAAAACAAGGAAAGAGGUAGAGAAGGAACCCUGAUGGAUCUGAGAUGCUGGAAUGACACUGGAAGCAGCAGGGAGCAAAAAACCAAGCCUUGGGACAGAAGAAAUGAAUACCUGGAGUUCCCCAAGUAUAUAAAAUGAGGGAGUUUAAGGCUGUUGGUGUUU